GCUCUGGGGCUUUCAGAAUUGCGCGCGGCGCGGUUUCCCCUCUCCACGUCCCUCUCUCAAUUGAGGGGAGCCCAAACAAAUCAUUGAGGCUCUCUACUCACUAAGGCCGCGACUCACAACAAACUCGACCCGGUGACGGGUUCCUUGGUAUUUGGAGCUAAAAUUCGACUCCGGUGCAGUGCUAUCUGCCUUCAUAAGAAUUCCGUGCCAGCAUCGCGCCGAGCUUGGCGUCUGUAUGAGUGCACAGGACGGUCGGCAUGAUGCGCAGAGAAUGCGAUGAUCUCGACAACGGGUCCUUACCCAACAACAAGGACGAAUGGAUGGUUGUUCCCCUCUGGGAGGUCCUUCCCCACAGCAUCAAGGAGCGAACCUGUAUCUCCCACCAACCCCUUUCCAAGAGAAAUUGAUCGCCAAUAACCCGUUCGACGACAGCCACAAUGCUAGCGCACAUCUCAAGGGAAAUGUAGCGAAGAAUUUCCCGCCCGGGAAAGGUCAAUACAUGAGCCGCGAGAAUGGAGGAGCAAUGUACCCGUGUGGGGUGUGUCAUAAAGAAGUGCACGACAACGACCAGGCCGUAUUUUGCGAGCCGGGCUGCAACUUUUGGUUCCACAGAAUUUGCACUGGACUAACUGAAGCAGCAUUCCACAUGCUGACGCAGGAGAUCGCUGCUGAGUGGGUCUGUGAUAAGUGUGCUGUGCACAACAAAGUACCGCUUGUGAGAUUCAAACAAUAGGGCCGGCAUCAACUGUACAUAGAAGAGUUCAGAGUGUCAGCGGAUCGGACCAGAGCCUGGACUCCAGCUCGGAAAUCAAGCGGAAUCAACACAACGCCCCAUUCGAGAGCUGGCCGGUCCGCGACGUCAUCUACACAUCUGUAGGAUACGUAUCACCGAGAAAGAAAUUUACCGGU
Galendromus occidentalis (western predatory mite) is the source of this 909-nucleotide messenger RNA. Its product is annotated as protein pygopus. NCBI's taxonomy places the organism in Eukaryota, Metazoa, Arthropoda, Arachnida, Mesostigmata, Phytoseiidae. The record is from RefSeq and is a predicted model, not a curated record. Bases 317 to 733 code for a protein of 138 amino acids. The transcript is spliced from 3 exons.